Messenger RNA from Closterium sp. NIES-67, 761 nucleotides. The record is from the annotation of a GenBank genome assembly. Lineage: Eukaryota; Viridiplantae; Streptophyta; Zygnematophyceae; Desmidiales; Closteriaceae.
GUCGAGGUUGACAUGUAUCCGCGACACUUCACGCAUCUGGGUUCCCGGAUACAAUUUACUUCGUACCCUUUUAAUCCAGGAAUCCCACGACAACCCUACCUCCGGGCACUUCGGAGUCGACAAACCAUGAAGACGUUGCAGCGCAAUUAUUACUGGCCGAACAUGGCCGACGACGUGCGCAAAUACGUGUCCUCCUGCAACGCCUGCCAGAUCAUGAAAUCAUCCCAUCAGCGAGCAGCCGCACUCUUACAGCCGUUGGAUCCGCCCGAGAGACCCUGGCAACACGUCACAAUGGACUACGUAACAGGACUGCCGGCCGGUCCCAGCGGAAACGACGCCAUCCUCGUGGUCGUUGACCGACUCACGAAAAUGGAGCACUUCAUUGCCUGCCAACAUAAAAUUACAGCUGAGCAAACUGCUCAACUGUUCAUCGCCAACGUCAUCAGACUGCACAGACUGCCCACCGCCAUUAUUUCAGACCGAGACCCGAAAUUCACAUCGAAUUUCUGGCGCCACCUGUGGGACCAAUUCGGCACCAAACUACAGCUUUCCUCAGCCUACCACCCACAGAUUGACGGGCAGACCGAACGGGUCAACCAAACUAUGGAGCAACUCAUUCGGACUACCUGCACUGACCCACAGACAUGGGAGAAAUCCCUUCCGCUACUGGAAUUCGCGUAUUAUAAUGCGCCUUCCGCCACAACUCAUCAAUCCCCAUCUUUCGUCAAUUACGGAUAGGACCCAGUUGUACCCUCUACACC